Messenger RNA from Adineta steineri, 1491 nucleotides. The record is from the annotation of a GenBank genome assembly. NCBI's taxonomy places the organism in Eukaryota, Metazoa, Rotifera, Eurotatoria, Adinetida, Adinetidae.
AUGCUCUUACACAAUAAUACAAUUGCAACUGCUACAUUUCUCUCACCUACAGAAUCUCCAUCAACAUCACCACCAACAACAACAAAUAGUGUUUAUACGCAUCCGAAUCCACCACCGAAUCCAUAUUUUCCAUCACCUUGGAUUCAACCAUAUAAUAAUCAAAGAUUAUUAACUGAACAAUUUUUUAGUCCAACUAUGUUAGCAACAAUUCCAUCACCCGGUAUUGGCAAUCGAACCAACAACAAUAUGAAUACAAAUGGUCCCACGACAGCACUUCUUACAAAAAAUGAUCUUAUUGCUUUUCAUCAUCUUCAACAACAACUAGAUGCAUCAUCAUCCAAUUCGCCAUUGGUACCAACAUUAUUAUCUCCAACUGCAACAUCAGGUUCAUCAAAUAUUAAUCCUAAUGGAUCAUCACCAACAGUAACUAAUGCUACGCAUUCACCAAUCGAUUCAUCAAUACUUGCUACAGUCUCUAGUCAACAUCAUUCAUUUGCAUCUACGAAUAUGAUAACAACGAAUAAUAUAUCAAAUCUUAUUGUUGAUUCAACAUCUCAUUUAUCACAAGUUACCAGUGUACCGUCAUCACCAUCAUCAAUUAUUGAAUCAACAACAGCGAACAGUAAUAAUAAUCUAAUACAUUCAUUAUCACCUAAUGAUAAUACUCAAUCAAAUUCUUCAUCAUCUCAUUCACCACAAUCAACAAGUACAAUAACACCCAAUGGUUCAUCAUCAUCAACAAAUGGUUCAAAUUCAACACAAAAACGUUUACAUGUAUCUAAUAUUCCAUUUCGUUUUCGAGAUGAUGAUCUUAAAGCUAUGUUUGAACAAUUUGGUGAAAUAGUCGAUACGGAAAUUAUUUUUAAUGAACGAGGAUCAAAAGGCUUUGGUUUUGUAACAUUUGCUUCAACUGAUGACGCUGAUGCAGCUCGUGAAAAACUACAUGGAGCUAUUAUUGAAGGACGUAAAAUAGAGGUUAAUAUGGCAACUGCACGAUCACAGCCAAAACCUAAACCAAUUAUAGCAAAUCCAUUCGGUGUUGUGUUAAAUACAAGACAACGUCCAACAUUAAUUACAGCUACACAACCUACAGGAUUACGUGCAGCAACAGCAUUUACUAAUGGUUUUGCUUUACCCGGUGGAUAUACAAUUUAUCCUGAUCAAUUAACUACUAUGGGUGGUUUAACAGCUUAUCCAAUUGCGACUGCACAACAACAAAACGGUAUUCGUUAUAUAACAACUACUCCGAAUGGAUUUACAGGACCUGGACAAUCAGGUGGAUCAUAUGCAUUUAGUGUCUUACCAAUGCCUAAUGGUGUUAAUACACAAACUGGAUAUAUUAUAAAUGGACCAUCAACAACGAAUAUGACUUCACAAACUGCUCAAUUUGGACAUCCAUAUCAAGAAACUGCAUAUAUCACUACAUCACCAAAUGGAACUAUUGGUCCUAUUACUGGUAUACGCAACAAUGUUCGUUAUGCACCUUAUUAA